CCCCUUCUGCUAUUCUGCGCUCCCCCUGCUAACCUCAACACCCUCCUCGAAAUUCGGGUGUGUUUAUUGUUCAACGGAAAAUACUUCAAUUUUUUACUCGGUCAGUUAUACGCGUAAAUGCGUGCGACUGCGAUUUGAUUUGAGGGCUGAGAAUAGUAACAGUGUUCAGUGUUGUUGUACGACCAAGGUUGCUGUUUAAAACAUCGCUGGCUGCGUUAUAUAACAUUUUCCCUCUCCUGCGUUCAAACUAUCGUUAUCAUUCGGGGUCAUGCCUCCUCUUCUCUUUCUUAUGGUGCUCUGCGCACCGUUACUAGCGUGCGCGGAGCGAAGCAGCGUCGCCAUUGCCGAGAUCGGAGCCCUCACCUCCUUCAAGCUCAACCUCCAGGAUCCUCUCGGCGCUCUAGACGGCUGGGAUCCUUCCUCGCCGGCCGCUCCUUGCGACUGGCGCGGAGUUGCUUGCUACAACAACAGAGUCACCGAGUUGCGCUUGCCUCGCCUUCAGCUCAGUGGCCGCCUCACUGCCCGUCUUUCUGACUUGCGCAUGUUGCGGAAGCUGAGCCUUCGCUCCAACUCCUUCAACGGGACCAUUCCUUCGUCUCUUGGUAAAUGUGCGUUCCUUCGCGCCGUGUUUUUGCAGUACAACUCCUUCUCGGGGACUCUUCCGCCGGAGAUCCGAAACCUCACCGGUCUUCAGAUUCUUAAUGUCGCGCAGAACCAUCUCUCCGGUAGAAUCCCCGGUGACCUCCCGUUGAGUCUGAAGUACGUCGACCUCUCGUCGAACUCCUUUUCCGGCGAGAUUCCGAGUGCCAUUGCCAACCUUUCUCAGCUCCAGCUGAUCAACCUGUCGUACAACCAGUUCUCGGGCGAGAUUCCGGCGAGCUUGGGAGAGCUUCAGCAGCUCGAAUACCUCUGGCUUGAUCACAAUCUUCUCGGGGGAACUCUGCCUUCGGCACUCGCUAAUUGCUCCUCGCUUGUGCAUCUGAGCGCAGAAGGAAAUGUGCUUGGAGGAGUGAUUCCGGCGGCCAUUGCAGCUCUUCCGUGGCUUCAGGUGAUAUCACUCUCUCAGAAUAAUCUCACCGGAUCGAUCCCAGCUUCCGUUUUCUGCAACAUUUCGGUCUACACGUCGUCGCUUCGAAUCGUUCAACUAGGAUUUAAUGGUUUUACGGAUAUUGUCGAGCCUCAGGCAUCAACGUGUUUCAGUGUUCUUCAGGUUCUGGAUAUUCAGCACAACAGCAUACACGGCAGGUUCCCCUUGUGGAUAACGAAAACGUCCACGUUAACAAUGCUUGAUGUUUCGAGUAAUGCAUUUUCUGGCGAGAUUCCACCAGGGAUCGGAAACCUCGCUAAAUUGGAGGAGUUAAGGAUGGCCAACAAUUCAUUCACUGGGUUGAUUCCAGAGGAAAUCAAGAAAUGUUCAUUCCUGCGUGUUGUUGAUUUUGAAGGCAACGGGUUUACCGGAGAAGUUCCUUCCUUUUUUGGUUACAUGUCAAGGCUGAAGGUGCUGUCCCUUGGGGGGAAUCUUUUCUCCGGUUCAGUUCCGGAGAGUUUUGGUAACCUUUCGGCGCUUGAAUCCCUGAGUUUGAGAGGUAAUAACUUGAAUAGAACCAUGCCUGAGGAAGUCAUGGGAUUGAGCAAUAUUUCAACUCUUGAUCUUAGCGGAAAUAAGUUCACGGGUCAAAUAUCUUCUAGUAUUGGGAACCUGAGUCGAUUAAUGGUUCUCAAUCUGAGUGGAAACGGCUUUUCCGGAAAAAUCCCUGCUAGUUUGGGGAAUCUUUUCAGGUUAACUACACUUGACUUGAGCAAGCAAAAUCUUUCUGGGGAGUUACCAUUUGAGCUUUCAGGGUUGCCGAAUCUGCAAGUCAUUGCUCUGCAGGAGAACAGAUUAUCUGGGGACGUUCCUGAAGGGUUUAGCAGUUUGAUGAGCCUGCGAUAUGUGAACCUGAGCUCUAAUGCAUUUUCGGGACACAUUCCUGAAAAUUAUGGCUUUCUUCGAUCACUGAUUGCUCUUUCUUUGUCUGACAACCACAUUACGGGAAUAAUUCCUCCGGAGAUCGGAAACUGUUCUGAUGUUGAGGUUCUUGAGCUUGGUUCAAAUUCUUUGACGGGUCAUAUUCCAACUGAUCUCACUCGACUCACUCAUUUGAGAGAGCUUGAUUUGAGCAGGAAUAAUUUAACUGGAGAUAUACCCAGGGAUAUCUCCAAAUGUUCGUCCUUAACUGCUCUGCUAGUGGACCACAACCGUCUUUCAGGCACUAUACCGGAGUCGCUGUCUGAGCUAUCAAACCUGACAAUGCUUGAUCUCUCUGCUAACAACUUGAGUGGGGAAAUAUCUAGUAAUAUUUCCAUGAUCCCUAAUUUAGUGUCAUUCAAUGUAUCGGGGAAUGACCUGGAAGGUGAGAUACCACCUACCUUGGGUGCUCGGUUCAACAAUCCCUCUGCAUUUUGGGAUAAUCAGAACUUAUGUGGGAAGCCAUUGGAUAGGAAGUGUGAAAAUGUAGUUGAUAGGGAUAGGAAGAGGUUGAUUGUGUUGAUUGUUGUAAUUGUUGCUGGGGCUUGCUUAUUAUCAUUGUGUUGCUGCUUCUACAUGUACAGCCUUUUGCGGUGGCGUAAAAGGCUUAAGGAACGGGCGUCUGGGGAGAAGAAAAGGAGUCCUGCUAGGGCGAGUUCUGGAGCAAGCGGAGGUCGAGGCAGUACUGAUAAUGGUGGACCGAAGCUGGUCAUGUUUAACACCAAAAUUACACUCGCAGAAACCAUUGAAGCAACUAGACAAUUUGACGAAGAAAACGUGCUGAGCAGAACAAGGUAUGGGUUGGUAUUCAAGGCCUGCUACAACGAUGGAAUGGUGCUUUCAAUUCGCAGACUCCAAGAUGGAUCACUGGACGAAAACAUGUUCAGGAAAGAAGCAGAAUCACUAGGUAAAGUGAAGCACCGAAAUUUAACGGUUCUUCGAGGUUAUUAUGCCGGGCCACCUGACUUGAGGCUCCUGGUCUAUGAUUACAUGCCUAAUGGAAACCUUGCAACCCUCCUUCAAGAAGCGUCUCAUCAGGACGGCCAUGUUCUGAAUUGGCCAAUGCGCCACCUCAUUGCACUCGGGAUUGCUCGGGGGUUAGCCUUCCUACACCAGUCCUCAAUGGUUCACGGGGACAUGAAACCACAAAGUGUCCUGUUCGAUGCUGAUUUUGAAGCCCAUUUGUCAGAUUUUGGGCUCGACCGUCUCACAGUAGCCACCCCUGGCGAACCCUCCACUUCAACCUCAGUUGGCACAUUGGGUUACGUAUCACCUGAAGCUGUAUUAACAGGGGAAGCCACGAAAGAGUCUGAUGUGUACAGCUUUGGCAUAGUGUUGCUCGAGCUUCUUACAGGAAAGCGACCAGUGAUGUUCACACAGGACGAAGAUAUAGUGAAAUGGGUGAAGAAACAACUACAAAGGGGUCAAAUCACAGAAUUAUUGGAGCCAGGACUUCUUGAACUCGACCCAGAAUCAUCCGAGUGGGAAGAGUUCUUGCUGGGGGUGAAAGUGGGCUUGCUUUGCACAGCACCGGACCCUCUCGAUCGACCAACCAUGUCCGACAUUGUGUUCAUGCUCGAAGGUUGCCGCGUCGGACCCGACAUCCCGUCCUCCGCUGAUCCAACCUCUCAACCUUCGCCGGCAUGACCCGAAAAUGGACUUUUCUCCCGGUCAAGUUUGACAUUUUUUAAUCUUUUUAAAUUAUAAAAAUUGUUGUAGCUCCGAUUUACUUUGCUGAAAAUAUUUCUGUCCAAGAUUUCAAGCAAAUUUUCUGUCAUUUUUUUUAAAAGCACUCCUGCUCAAUUUGCUGUUUGGAACUGAUGCCGGACUCGAAGUUGGCAAGGUGGGACCACAAAAAGUAAAAUAAAGUGAUGCGCUCAUCCAUCUCACUCCCUCAGUCAACUAUUUUGACAAUCCGGUUUAAUAAGAUGGAAGAGCGCGCACGGGCCCACCUGGCACUUCCCGCCAAAAGCAAGGGUGCCCGAAGGAACUGCGAUCGACUGAUUUCCUGGCAUCAUCAUGUGGUUUUAACGCAGGUUCAGGCCAACUGCAUAUAGCCGUUAACGUUGUGGGGCAAGAGCAGGACGUACAUCCUGUUCCCUAGGGCGGGUCAGGGCAUCGGGUGCCUCACUUUCCACAGUCCCUCAGGAGCCACGUGGCUUUCUCUACUGCCCUUGCAAAAUAUUUUUUUGUUCAGAGGCAACGGGAAAGUGAGGGGAUGGGAAAGAGAGAAUAAACAAGAAGACAAAAAAGUUCACAAAAAUUCAGGCCCCACGAUAUCUGCAGCACGGAGUGGGGAAGCGUCAGGCGUUAUAGAGCGAAGGGUAGAUGAUUGAUUGGCCCACGGGCUCAACAACUCUGAUUUUUAUUUUUAGGUGGGGCUUUAUCACCAUUAAUGGUUACUCGUAUAGUAUUGGAUUCUAUCGAGUUUUGUUUUCUAAUAUAACCAACCAGUUUUUGCUUUUGGGGCUGUAUCACCUGGAUAGCCUUAAAUCUCAUGUCUCAUAUUUUCACCCCAAUUUCAUUAUUAUUUAUCUAUCUCUGUUUUAUA
Molecule: messenger RNA, 4559 nt
Organism: Prosopis cineraria
Lineage: Eukaryota; Viridiplantae; Streptophyta; Magnoliopsida; Fabales; Fabaceae
Product: probable LRR receptor-like serine/threonine-protein kinase At4g36180
Exons: 1
Coding region: 269-3655 (1128 amino acids)
Biological process (GO): protein phosphorylation
Molecular function (GO): protein binding; protein kinase activity; ATP binding
Source: RefSeq, a predicted model, not a curated record